Molecule: messenger RNA, 1559 nt
Organism: Zalophus californianus (California sea lion)
Lineage: Eukaryota; Metazoa; Chordata; Mammalia; Carnivora; Otariidae
Gene: KCTD13
Product: potassium channel tetramerization domain containing 13
Exons: 6
Coding region: 196-1188 (330 amino acids)
Biological process (GO): protein ubiquitination; protein homooligomerization; proteasome-mediated ubiquitin-dependent protein catabolic process
Cellular component (GO): Cul3-RING ubiquitin ligase complex
Molecular function (GO): ubiquitin-protein transferase activity; protein binding
Source: RefSeq, a predicted model, not a curated record
CCUGCGCAGCUGCUGGGCCCCGGCUUCCGGGCGGUGUCGGCGCGAUGGGGCUGACGGCCAGUGUAGCUGAGUAGCGGCGGCGUGUGGGCGUGCGGGCCGGGCGGGCCGGCUCCAGGGCUCGGGUCUCGGGGUCUUUGGGAGCCGCCGGAGGGCGCGGAGAGAACCUGGGAUCGCCGUCCGCCGCCACUCUCUGGCAUGUCGGCCGAGGCCUCGGGCCCGGCGGCGGCCGAGGCCCCCCCGUCCCUAGAAGCCCCUAAGCCCUCGGGUCUGGAGCCUGGCUCCGCCGCUUACGCUCUCAAGCCACUGACCCCGAACAGCAAGUACGUGAAGCUGAACGUGGGCGGCUCGCUGCACUACACCACGCUUCGCACCCUCACGGGACAGGACACCAUGCUCAAGGCCAUGUUCAGCGGCCGCGCGGAGGUGCUCACCGACGCGGGAGGUUGGGUGCUGAUUGACCGGAGCGGCCGCCACUUUGGUACAAUCCUCAACUACCUGCGGGAUGGGUCCGUGCCACUGCCUGAGAGUACCAGAGAACUGGGGGAGCUCCUAGGCGAAGCACGCUACUACCUGGUACAGGGCCUGAUUGAGGACUGCCAGCUAGCAUUGCAGCAAAAAAGGGAGAACCUGUCCCCGCUGUGCCUCAUCCCCACGGUGACAUCUCCCCGGGAGGAGCAGCAGCUCCUGGCCAGCACCUCCAAGCCCGUGGUGAAGCUCCUGCACAACCGCAGUAACAACAAGUACUCCUACACCAGCACUUCAGAUGACAACCUCCUUAAGAACAUUGAGCUGUUUGACAAACUGGCCCUGCGCUUCCACGGGCGGCUGCUUUUCCUCAAGGAUGUCCUGGGGGACGAGAUCUGCUGCUGGUCCUUCUACGGGCAGGGCCGCAAAAUCGCCGAGGUGUGCUGCACCUCCAUUGUCUAUGCCACGGAGAAGAAGCAGACCAAGGUGGAAUUCCCAGAGGCCCGGAUCUUUGAGGAGACCUUGAACAUCCUGAUCUACGAGACUCCCCGGGGCCCAGACCCAGCCCUCCUGGAGGCCACAGGGGGUGCAGCCGGAGGUGGUGGGGCAGGCCGAGGGGAGGAUGAGGAGAACCGAGAGCACCGUGUCCGCAGGAUCCAUGUCCGGCGCCACAUCACCCACGACGAGCGUCCUCAUGGCCAACAGAUUGUCUUCAAGGACUGACCUUUGACCUUUCUGUGUUCCUCCUGCCACUGGAACGCAGUUCCUCUCUCUUUCCCUCCCCUUCCCAGACCUUAGCCCCGGCUUUGCUGGCCAAGUCGUGGGUCUUCCUUCUGUCCCUUCGUCGCAUGGUACAGUUCACUGUGGCCCUUUUCCAUUCAUUCCCACCUCACUGCUAACAACACGGUAUGUUCCAGCCCCUUCCAUCAGUCAGAACCCUUCAGAGGGCCUGUUCCCUCAUCCCAUCCUUGUCUUGCUAUCUUCCUCACCAGCUGGUUUAGAAUGAUUUAGAAUUCCCCUUUUCUCUUUCUCUCUCUCUCUCUUUUUUUUUUAGCACAUCGUACAUGCCAAAGUGUCAAGCCAGUCCUUACGGA